Messenger RNA from Fragaria vesca subsp. vesca, 6162 nucleotides. Its product is annotated as endoribonuclease Dicer homolog 1-like. Bases 1 to 5895 code for a protein of 1964 amino acids. The record is from RefSeq and is a predicted model, not a curated record. Gene Ontology annotation, molecular function: ATP binding; ribonuclease III activity; RNA binding. NCBI's taxonomy places the organism in Eukaryota, Viridiplantae, Streptophyta, Magnoliopsida, Rosales, Rosaceae. The transcript is spliced from 19 exons. Gene Ontology annotation, biological process: siRNA processing. Gene Ontology annotation, cellular component: cytoplasm; nucleus.
AUGGAAGCGGAGGCGGGUAGGGUUGCAGGGAGCAGCUGUGGGGAUGGGGGAGAGCCGGUUCGGGCGUCUUACUGGCUGGAUGCUUGUGAGGACAUUGGUGAUUUUGUGGACUUUCCCGAGAAUUCGACUGCUCCGGCGGCGGUGGUGGUGAAUGGGAAUGGUGGCAAUCAGGAGGAGGUUGGUGAUUUUUUCGGUGGGAUUGAUCACAUUCUUGAUAGUAUUAAGAAUGGAGCUGGACUCCCUGAUUCGAAGGGGGAUGGGGUGGUUGGGAGUGUUAAGGAGGUGGUGGUUGGGGGGUCUGCUCAGAGUGGGGGUCGAAACUCUGAGGCUGGUUAUGGAGAAGGGAGAGUGGCGGUGGUGGCUUGUGCUGCGAAGCUUAAUCACAAUGGUUCUAGCAAGUAUGAGAGUAAUGGGAGGGGGAAUCGGAGUGUGAGGGAAAGAGAUGGGAGUGGUGAAGAAAGGUGUCCAAAGAGGGUUGCUGUAGAUAAUGGUAGGAAUGAGAGGUAUAGUUCAGGCAGAGGGCAAUAUCAGAUACGGGAGAGGAAUUCUGGUCGGAAGAGGCCUCGUGAUCCUCGCGACGACAUUGAUGGUAGGGAUAGGGAUAGGGAUAGGGAUAGGGAUAGGGAUAGGGAUGGGGAUAGGGAUAGGGAUAGGGAUAGGGAUAGGGAUAGGGAUAGGGACAGAGAUAGGGACAGGGAUAGAGAACGGACUAGGAGAAGAGAGUGUUAUGGUAGUAAUAGGAGGGAUAGCAGAGAUUUCGAAGCAAAGGGUUAUUGGGAGAGGGAUAAAUUGGGGUCAAAUGAGCUUGUUUUUAGAUUAGGAACUUACGAACCUCAUCAGAAGAAAGAGGAGAAAGUUGCCACUGACAAAACCAAUGAAAAGGAUGUGAAGAAAUCUGAAGAGCUGAAGAAAGAAAAGAUUCCCGAGGAACAAGCCAGACAGUAUCAAUUGGAUGUUCUUGAACAGGCAAAGAAGAACAAUACGAUAGCUUUUUUAGAAACUGGGGCAGGGAAGACACUCAUUGCUAUUCUCCUCAUGCAAAGUGUCUGCAAUGAUUUGGAAAAGAAGAAUAAAAAGAUGCUUGCUGUGUUUCUAGUUCCUAAAGUUCCACUUGUUUAUCAGCAAGCAGAAGUUAUUCGUGAACGAACUGGUUUCCAAGUGGGCCAUUAUUGUGGUGAGAUGGGUCAAGACUUUUGGGAUACACGAAAAUGGCAGCGUGAGUUUGAUACGAAACAGGUUCUAGUAAUGACAGCUCAAAUUUUAUUGAACAUUCUAAGACACAGCAUUAUAAGGAUGGAUUCGAUUAGUCUAUUGAUUCUGGAUGAGUGUCAUCACGCUGUGAAGAAACAUCCGUACUCUUUAGUGAUGUCUGAGUUCUAUCAUACAACCCCAAAAGAGAAGAGACCAUCUAUAUUUGGAAUGACUGCUUCUCCUGUUAACUUAAAAGGUGUUUCCAAUCAACUAGAUUGUGCAAUAAAGAUUCGUAAUCUUGAAAGUAAACUGGAUUCCGUUGUUUGCACCAUAAAGGAUCGUAAGGACCUGGAAAAGCAUGUUCCGAUGCCCUCAGAAAUUGUUGUGGAGUAUGACAAAGCAGCCAGCUUAUGCUCCUUGCAUGAACAGCUAAAACAAAUGGAAUUGGAAGUUGAAGAAGCUGCAAAGUCUAGCUCUAGAAGAAGUAAAUGGCAGUUUAUGGGAGCUAGAGAUGCCGGGGCCAAGGAAGAGCUACGCCAAGUGUAUGGUGUUUCAGAAAGAACAGAAAGUGAUGGGGCUGUUAACCUAAUUCAGAAGCUGAGGGCUAUCAACUAUGCACUUGGUGAACUGGGCCAGUGGUGUGCUUACAAGGUGGCGCAAUCAUUUUUGACAGCUUUACAAAAUGAUGAGAGAGCAAACUACCAGCUUGAUGUCAAGUUUCAAGAAAAUUACCUGAUAAGAGUCGCAUCUAUUUUACAAUGUCAUCUGUCAGAGGGCGCUGCUUCUGACAAGGAAACAAAUCUACCAGAUUCAGAGAGUGGUGUUUCUCAUGAUGAGAUCGAGGAAGGAGAGCUACCCGAUAGUCAUGUUGUUUCUGUUGGGGAACAUGUAGAUGUGAUAAUAGGAGCUGCUGUAGCUGAUGGGAAGGUGACGCCAAAAGUGCAGUCACUAAUUAAAAUUCUUCUCAAGUAUCAGCAUACAGAAGAUUUCCGUGCAAUCAUUUUUGUGGAGCGAGUUGUCUCUGCUUUAGUCCUUCCUAAGGUCUUUGCUGAGCUUCCAUCUCUAGGCUUUAUCGAGUGUGCUAGCUUGAUUGGCCACAAUAAUAGUCAGGAAAUGCGGAGUAGUCAAAUGCAGGACACAAUUGCCAAAUUCAAGGACGGUCGUGUGACUUUGUUAGUUGCAACUAGUGUUGCUGAGGAAGGACUUGAUAUUCGACAGUGCAAUGUUGUUAUUCGCUUUGACCUUGCAAAAACUGUUUUGGCAUAUAUUCAGUCUAGGGGCCGUGCUAGAAAACCUGGGUCAGAUUAUAUCUUGAUGGUGGAAAGGGGAAAUCUGUCACAUGAAGCAUUUUUACGGAAUGCCAGAAAUAGUGAGGAGACUUUACGGAGAGAAGCAAUAGAGAGGACGGACCUGAGUGAUUUGAAGGAUAGUUCAAGGUUAAUUUCAGUGGAAACUGCACCAGGUACAGUGUACCAGGUGGAGUCAACUGGUGCUCUCGUGAGCUUAAAUUCUGCUGUUGGAUUAAUCCAUUUCUAUUGCUCUCAGCUUCCGAGUGACAGGUACUCAAUACUUCAUCCUGAGUUUGUAAUGGUGAGACAUGAGAAGCAAGGAGGCCCGACUGAAUAUUCAUGCAAGCUUCAACUCCCUUGUAAUGCACCGUUUGAGACACUUGAAGGCCCUGUGUGCAGUUCAAUGCACCUCGCUCAACAGGCUGUUUGUUUGGCGGCCUGUAAGAAACUUCAUGAGAUGGGAGCAUUUACUGACAUGCUCUUGCCCGACAGGGGAGUUGGGGAAGAAAAAGAAAAGGUUGACAAGAAUGACGAAGGAGAUCCGCUUCCUGGAACUGCUAGGCACAGAGAGUUCUAUCCCGAGGGCGUAGCUAACAUUCUCCAGGGAGAGUGGAUCUUAGCUGGAAAAGAUCUUGGCAAUGAGGCGAAAUUGAUUAAUGUUUACAUGUAUUCCGUGAAAUGUGUAGACAUUGGCUCUUCAAAAGAUCCUUUCUUGACUCAAGUUUCAGAUUUUGCAGUUCUAUUAGGCAAUGAGCUGGAUGCAGAGGUGUUAUCGAUGUCGAUGGAUCUAUUUGUUGCUCGGACCAUGACUACAAAGGCUUCCCUUGCCUUCAGAGGUUCAAUUAGUAUCACUGAAAGUCAGUUGGCAUCCCUAAAAAGUUUCCAUGUAAGAUUGAUGAGUAUUGUACUGGAUGUGGAUGUUGAACCUUCCACCACUCCUUGGGAUCCUGCAAAGGCUUAUUUAUUUGUCCCCGUGGUUAGUGAUAACUGUGGAGAUGCUAUGAAAGAAAUUGAUUGGGAUCUGGUUGAAAAUAUAAUUGGUGCGAAUGCGUGGAACAAUCCCCUUCAAAGAGCUAGGCCUGAUGUUUUCCUUGGCACAAAUGAACGAACCCUAGGAGGUGACAGAAGGGAGUAUGGUUUCGCUAAAUUGCGUCAUGGCAUGGUUCAUGGGCAAAAAUCCCAUCCAACCUACGGUAUCAGAGGAGCUGUGGCACAGUUUGAUGUCGUUAAAGCUUCUGGACUGAUCCCUGAUCGGGAUGCAUUUGAAAUGCAAAAGGAUGUGGAUCUGCCUCAACACAAGUUGAUGAUGGCAGAUAGUUGUACCAAGGUCGAAGAUUUGGUCGGGAAAAUUGUCACAGCUGCUCACUCGGGGAAGAGAUUUUAUGUUGAUUCAAUAUGCUAUGAUAUGACUGCAGAAAACUCUUUCCCGAGGAAAGAAGGUUAUCUCGGUCCUUUGGAGUACAGCUCAUAUGCUGAUUAUUACAAGCAAAAGUAUGGAGUUCAGUUAAUGUAUAAGAAACAACCUCUAAUAAAAGGACGUGGUGUCUCAUAUUGUAAGAAUCUCCUGUCCCCUCGGUUUGACCACGUGGAAGGUGAAUCUGGAGAGUCUCUGGACAAAACAUACUAUGUAUUUCUCCCUCCUGAGCUUUGUUUAGUACACCCACUGUCUGGAUCACUUGUCCGUGGAGCUCAAAGAUUACCCUCAAUAAUGAAAAGGGUUGAAAGCAUGCUGCUAGCGGUUGAACUUAAGGAGAUAAUAAAUUAUCCUGUCCCUGCUUCUAAGAUAUUGGAAGCAUUGACUGCUGCUUCAUGCCAGGAAACAUUUUGCUAUGAAAGAGCGGAGCUUCUGGGUGAUGCAUACCUCAAAUGGGUUGUUAGUCGAUUUCUUUUUCUUAAGUACCCUCAGAAACACGAAGGUCAGCUUACUAGGAUGAGACAACAAAAGGUGAGUAACAUGGUUUUGUAUCACCAUGCAUUGGAAAGAGGACUUCAAUCAUAUAUCCAAGCAGAUCGCUUUGCUCCAUCUCGAUGGGCGGCUCCUGGGGUGUUGCCCGUCUUUGAUGAAUAUACAAAAGAUGAAGAAUCAUCCUUGUUUGACCAAGAGGAUGUAAAUCGACGAAAAACAGAUGACCCGAUUAAUGAAUAUGAGGAUGAUGAAUUGGAGGAUGGCGAGCUGGAGAGCGACUUGAGUUCUUAUAGAGUCUUGUCAAGCAAGACACUUGCAGAUGUUGUUGAAGCGCUUAUUGGGGUUUAUUACGUAGAAGGUGGGAAAAAUGCUGCUAACCAUCUCAUGAAAUGGGUUGGAAUUGAUGUAGAGUUUAAUGCUGAUGAGAUAGAGAACACAACAAGGCCAUGUAAUGUUCCCGACAGCGUUCUUAGGAGCAUUGACUUUGAUGCGUUGGAGGGUGCUUUGAAUAUUAAAUUUAGAGACAAGGGCCUCUUGGUGGAAGCCAUUAGUCAUGCUUCACGACCAUCUUCUGGAGUAGCCUGCUAUCAGCGGUUGGAGUUUGUGGGUGAUGCUGUCUUAGAUCAUCUUAUUACAAAACACUUGUUCUUCACAUACACAGAUCUGCCUCCAGGCAGGUUGACCGAUCUUAGAGCUGCUGCUGUUAACAAUGAAAAUUUUGCUCGUGUUGCUGUGAAACAUAAUCUCCAUCUACACCUUCGACAUGGAUCCAGUGCUCUUGAAAGACAGAUCCAUGACUUUGUGAAGGAAGCUGCAAAUGAAUUAACAAAGCCUGGGCUCAACUCAUUUGGUUUGGGAGAUUGUAAAGCUCCUAAAGUUCUUGGUGACAUUAUCGAAUCUAUUGCGGGUGCCAUUUUUCUAGAUAGUGGACGUAAUACUGCAGUUGUUUGGAAGGUGUUUGAACCUCUGCUUCAACCAAUGGUCACCCCAGAGACACUACCAAUGCAUCCGGUCCGUGAGCUGCAAGAAAGAUGCCAGCAACAGGCUGAAGGCCUUGAAUACAAAGCCAGUCGAAGUGGCAAUUUGGCUACUGUUGAAGUCUUGAUCGAUGGUGUCAAGGUGGGAAUUGCUCAGAAUCCACAAAAGAAGAUGGCACAGAAACUGGCUGCCAGGAAUGCUCUUGCUGCUUUAAAAGAUAAGGAAACAGCUGAAGCAAAGGAGAGGCAGGAGGAAGAUAAUGGGAAGAAGAAGAAAAAUGGUAGCCAAACAUUUACCAGGCAAACUUUAAAUGAUAUAUGCUUGCGUAAAAACUGGCCCAUGCCAUUCUACAGGUGUGUCAAUGAGGGUGGCCCUGCACACGCAAAGAAGUUUACAUUUGCUGUACGCGUGAAUACUACUGACAGAGGAUGGAUAGACGAAUGUAUCGGAGAGCCUAUGCCGAGUGUCAAGAAGGCCAAGGACUCGGCAGCAGUUCUUCUAUUGGAACUAUUGAAUAAGUUAUACAAGUGAUGGUGAUGCAACUAAGUUUUGCAGUUGGGUGCAUCUAUCUUCAGCCUCACUAUUUCUCCAAGAUCUGCUAGGCCGCUAUAUGCUCUAGCGUUCUCCAAGAUCUGCUUCGUUAGAUUGAAUGAUUGAUGUAGCAAUACAGAUGAAUGUUCAGGAAACUUCGUCAUCAUAUUCUUUUAAGAAAUUCAGAUCUUCCUGAAAACGAGGUUGAUUGAACACUAACUUCUUGAAAAUAGAAACAUAGACAAAAAAAAAAAUUGCAAUGCAUUC